UGUCAAAUUUGUAUAGUUAAUUUAUUAGGCAACUAUUAAUGGAUUUGUUACCUACAAAAUUUGUAAUUCCUCCUUCAAGUUCAUUAUUUUGUCCUCUCUGUGAGAAACUUUUCAAAGAUCCAGUAAUUUCAACUUGCUGUGGACACACGUUUUGUAGAAAAUGUGUAGAAAACUCAUCAAUUUUAAGUUGUCCACUAGAUGGUAUCAGAAUGGGAUCAAAUGUAAUUGUUUCAAACCGUGCUGUGAAUGGUCAGUUAGAGGACCUAUUAAUCUGGUGCAGACAUACACUAUAUAGGGUAGAUUCAGAAGAUGAUUUUCAAGUAGAUGAAGAUGGUUGUCAAGAACAAAUAAUGCUUGGUCAAAGAGCUAUACACGAAGAAUCAUGUUUGAGUGCAUGGAUACCUUGUCCAAAUAGCUCAAACCAUUGUGGAAAAUUUAGAAAAAUGCAUUUUAAUGAUCAUCUUAAAGUUUGUGAAUACAAGCGAUGCAAAUUCGCUACAAAAGGCUGUGAAUUUCGCGGUGGAGAUGAAAAACUUCAGUUGCAUGAGGUUCAGUGUUCAUUCCAAGAAACAGCUGUUGAAUGGGAUUCUAUUUGUGAUGGAGAAAAUGACGAUGGUUUACAUGCUAAGUAUCUUGUUAAAGCAGUUAAAAAUUUAAAUGAAAGAGUUGGUUUAUUAGAAAAAUCAAAAGAUGAAAUUAUCAAUACUUUGGAAAAAUAUAACAGCAAUGUUAUCAAUCUUUCAAUACAAGUGGAAAAACUUUCUCAAAACAUUGAAAAACUUCUUUAUAUACCUAAAACCAACAGCGUUCAUCAACCUGCCUCAAAAUCUAUUUCUGAUAUCUCAUCACAAAAUCAUAGGCGGACAGUCUCAACAACCGGAUUAAAUACAUUAGAUGAUGUUCGGUCAAGAUCAAGUUCAAGUGCUCCUUCACGAAUGUUUAGCUUCGCUGAACCUAAAAUUGAAAUGUGGAAAAUGCCGCUGUCAUUUAAAUGUGUUGGAACAUUUAGAGGCCACAAUGGCACUAUUCGAUCAAUUGCAUCAAAAGGUAUGUAUGUUUUUAGUGGAGGUGAUGAUCAAUCUAUUAAAGUUUGGGAUAUUCAAGAUAAAGAUAUGAAAAAUUCUAAAGGGUGCAUUGCAACACUUAAAGGUCAUACUGGUGAGAUUCAUGCUAUAUGUACAUCUGGUCAGUAUUUAUAUAGUGCUGGCAGCGAUAAAUCUAUCAAAGUUUGGGAUGCAAAUACACUAAAGUUGCUUUCUUCAAAAGGGGAUGCACAUUUAGAUGUGAUUGGUGCAUUGAUGUCAACAGGAAAAUACAUAUUUAGUGGUUCCUAUUCAUCAAUAAAGGUUUGGCGGACUGUUACUCUUGAACUGUUGCAUAGCGUAUCAGAUAUUUACCAUUGGGUUCGAGCAUUCGCUGUUUCUUCAAAACGAAAGACAGUCUAUAGUGGCUCACACAAUAAAGUUCAUUUAUGGAGUGCUGAAGAGCCGUUUACAUGUCUUGGAGAGCUUACUCACACACAUGGCUCAGUCUAUUCUCUUGCUGUUACUAACCACUAUUUGAUUAUAGGCACAUACAACCAAAAUACACAUUUAUACAACGUUGUCACACAUCAACACAUAAAAGUAUUAAAUGCUCAUAUUGGUAUAAUCAACGACAUUGUUGUUUCACCAAGUGGAAAUUUUUUGUUUACAGCAUCCUAUGAUCACACAGUACAGCUGUGGGAUCUUGUAAAACUACUUCCUGUUCAAAUACUAAGCCGUCACGAAGGAAGCGUUAAUUGCAUGACAUUACGUGGUGAUAUGCUUUUCACUGGAUCAGAAGACCAGGAGAUUAAGGUUUAUCUUUAUUAUCAAGGGUUGGCCAGCAAAAAUCUAAUGGUUGUUUAGAAUUCAACGAAUAGUUGAAUUCUAAACUUUUGCUAUCAUGCAUAUAUAUUCCAUCAAAUAGCGCUGCGAAGUCAUUUGGGUAAAUUAAUUUAAUUGUGGGGCACAUUAAACUUACAAACUUACUUAAAAUUUAUAAACACCAGGAGCAGGUAUAGAAGUGCAAUUAAUGAUUAUUAACAAGACCAAUAUUUAAUUUAAACAAUCGGCCGGCACGAGGUAAUGAUUCUGAUCACAAAGAUAUGAUAAAUGUGUUUUAAAUGUAAUUUAAAAUCUUUGAUAAAAUACCAUCACUGCGCAUUUUUGGAAAAUGUUUUUGAAAAUGAUGUUGUUCAGUUUUAAAAGUAUGAGUUUGCCUUGCAAGUUCAUGUUGAAUUUGCUAAAAAAUAUUCCUUAUUUUCAAACCUUUAAUUUUGAUUAAAUUGUAUUCUAUUGGAAAUGCGUUGUUUACAACCUUGGCAUACUGCAUAUUAUCAAAGAGGAACUAGUGAAAUUGUCAUUCAUAUUAUAAGUGCUUGUGUACUUUAUCUGGAUUUUGGACUGGAGUAACACCAGAUUUGGACAUUCCAGCCUUAAACAAUUAAGCAUAGUUUAAAUUUUUACUUAAUUUUUGAAAUGUUAAAAACUUUUUUUCGUGAAACAUUCAUUUAAAUAGUUUAAACAUGCUUUUUGAAGUGAAUGGUAGGUUAAUAAAGCAAAAUAAAAAAAGUAUUUUGU
Molecule: messenger RNA, 2603 nt
Organism: Hydra vulgaris (swiftwater hydra)
Lineage: Eukaryota; Metazoa; Cnidaria; Hydrozoa; Anthoathecata; Hydridae
Product: E3 ubiquitin-protein ligase TRAF7
Molecular function (GO): protein binding
Source: RefSeq, a predicted model, not a curated record